AUGGAUGCAUUGUCCAUCGAAGAGAAGUCUGGUUUAAAAGCAGCUCUACAUCCAUUUCUCGUUGAAUGCGAAGAAAAGUUUGGAAUGUCAGAAGAACAGUUUGAAGAAGAAAAGAAUAAAGGUGUUGAUGCCAACAUUGAUCCUUGUUUCAUGAGCUGUUUCCUCAAAAACGCUGAAUUUUUUGAUAGCAAAGGAAUGCUUGACGUGGAGAAGACUACUGAAUUCAUGAAAGCAAAUAUCCAAAGUGAAGAUGCUCUGCAGAUUUUUGACCAAAUUACCGAGGAAUGUUCUAAAGUGAACGAUGAAGAGGUGAGUGACGGAGACGAAGGCUGUGAUAGAGCCCAGUUACUGUUCAAGUGUAUCGUCGAAGUGAAGAAAAAGGCAAGUGUAUUCGAAACCAGACAAACUAGUUAGAACUUUAACAAAACUAUAAUAUAGUAUCUGUCACAUUGUAGGUACACUGUAUUUUAAACCUUGACAACAUAGUAAGAUUAUUACAGUUGUGAAAGAAAGGAAACGCUUCAUGUCGCUGUCUCGCCUUAACAGCUUCGAUAGUUUUGUACGAGGUGCUUUUGGUGACUUUUUUGGAAGAAACUUGUUAUUUUUUUAUUACAUAUUAUUUUAUUUCUGUUUUUGACGCAAUUUUUGUAAUUUUAUGGUGUAGUGUUUCAUAUACAAACUUAAAUCAAUAAUAGUAUCAGUAAUGAAAUAAUUCGAUACUU
Messenger RNA from Trichoplusia ni (cabbage looper), 722 nucleotides. RefSeq lists its product as uncharacterized. The transcript has 4 exons. Lineage: Eukaryota; Metazoa; Arthropoda; Insecta; Lepidoptera; Noctuidae. Gene Ontology annotation, molecular function: odorant binding. The record is from RefSeq and is a predicted model, not a curated record. The coding region runs from base 1 to 414 and encodes 137 amino acids.